CUCAUUCUGACGCAGAGACUAGUAGUUUUAAAAUAUAGAUUCUCGCUGAUAUAUUAUAAUCGUGACUCUACCGACAUUUAUCAAGUAAACAACGCGUUUAAAAGGAUUUGCUUCAUUCAGUUUGAUUCGCGUUAUACAACUGUGAUAAACUUUAUCUAAUCGCACAGUGUCAUUAUAAACCAGACAACUAUAUAUUAGACAUAAACACAAACUUCUACAGUCAGUUGUACAGUUCAAGUUCAUAUUGCAAAAAUGGUGAAAGCAAAAAAGUGGAAUUACAUGAAACACUUCGAAGGGUGGCCUAAAAAGACCGAUGUCGAACUAGUGGAAGAAGAAAUGCGGCCUAUUGAAGACGGGGAAUUUCUUGCAAAAGCCGUCUUCCUCAGCGUGGAUCCAUUCAUGCGAGGUUUAUCAGAAAAAUUCACAAUCGGAGAACCCAUUUGGGGAACUCAAGUAGCCAGGAUUGUUGAAAGUAAAAAUGAAGAAUUUCCAGUUGGAAAAUUAGUUGUUCUAAGAGCAGGUUGGAGGACUUACAGCAUCUCCAAUGGUAAAAAAGAACCACCAACUCUUCCAGAACCCUAUCUACUUCCAGACAUUGGAGAUCUCUCCCCUUCUGUUGCUCUAGGAGUACUUGGUAUGACAGGAAACACAGCAUACUUCUUGUUCUUGGAGCUCUGCCAACCCAAAGAAGGUGACACGGUUGUGGUUACUGCAGCAGCUGGAGCAAUUGGAAGUAUUGUAGGACAGAUAGGGAAAAUAUACGGUUGCAACGUCAUUGGAAUAGCUGGAUCUAAUGAAAAAGGCGAAUGGUUGGUUAAGGAACUGGGAUUCGAUCAUUUUAUUAACUAUAAGGUUGAUGAUAUCGAUGCUAAAUUGAAGAAAAUUGCUCCGCAAGGUGUAGACUGCUUUUUCGAUAGUGUCGGAGGAAAGACAGCUGAAAUAAUCUACAGUCAUAUGAAUAACAAUGGAAGAGUAGCAAUAAAUGGCAGCAUCUCCAACUACAAUAAGGAAAAACCUGAUUAUUCUCUCUCCUCGUCAGUUCAAAAAGCAAUACAAGAGAAAAACUUGUCAGCCAAAACCCUGGGAGUCUAUUGUCGAUCAAAGGACUGGAUGACGGGAAUAAACCAACUGCACACGUGGGUAAACGAAGGAAAAAUCAAGUAUAGAGAAACCAUAGUCGAUGGUAUCGAAAACAUGUUCGACCUCUUUGUCGAUAUGUUGACGGGGAAAACAACCGGAAAAGCUGUCAUUAGAGCUUAGACAAAUUAACUAUACUCGUACCAGCCAUCUAAGAGACUCAGACAAUAAUAUUCAGCUCAACGAUAUGCUACUGCUCGAGGUGUGAAAUUAUAUAAACAAGGGAUCAUUUCGUAAAACAUGUAGGCUCUUGUUUAUGGAAUUUCAUACCUCUAUCAAUAGCACACCUCUGAGCUGAAUAUUUAUGAGUCCCUUACAAAUCUGGUACUAUUUUGCACAAAGUGAUCGUCAUAAGACGACGAAUAUUUUUUAAUUAACUUAUUGUUAAUGAUAUUAGAUAUAUAUGCUUAUGGCAGUUUAUUUAUUGUAUUUAUGAUAAGUUUAAGUACAUAAUAAAACAAAGCAUUUUUAUGCUCAUUAACCAGUUUAAAAAGUGAUAUAACCGUUAAUGAUACAAACUUUAUAUAAAAAAGUAUUGUGCUGCUUUUGUAUCUUAUCAGUAUUAUUGUAGGAAUAAUUAAAGUAAAUUAAAUAUUUCUUAAUUGACAAACAAAACUUAUUUAAUUAAUAAAAUAAAAGAAUUGUUACUAUUUA
Messenger RNA from Diabrotica virgifera virgifera (western corn rootworm), 1791 nucleotides. RefSeq names its product prostaglandin reductase 1. Gene Ontology annotation, biological process: prostaglandin metabolic process. Gene Ontology annotation, molecular function: 15-oxoprostaglandin 13-reductase [NAD(P)+] activity; 2-alkenal reductase [NAD(P)H] activity. The coding region runs from base 253 to 1260 and encodes 335 amino acids. Gene Ontology annotation, cellular component: cytoplasm. The transcript is spliced from 6 exons. The record is from RefSeq and is a predicted model, not a curated record. Lineage: Eukaryota; Metazoa; Arthropoda; Insecta; Coleoptera; Chrysomelidae.